This is a messenger RNA of Triticum turgidum subsp. durum (durum wheat), 1095 nucleotides long. Lineage: Eukaryota; Viridiplantae; Streptophyta; Magnoliopsida; Poales; Poaceae. The record is from the annotation of a GenBank genome assembly.
AUGUCGAUCAAACAGCUAGCUAGCAGUAGGUGGAACGCCACAAAAAUCCCAGGAAUGGCUGUAUAUAUAUCUGCACGGAAUGCAGGCCAUUACAUUACAUCCGCGUCCACCACAGAAUCAAGUAGUGCUUCUUCCAUAGAGGCCAUCGUCAUGGCGUCUUCAUCUCUAUCAGUGGCGCUGCUCCUUCUCUGCCUGGCCGCGGCGGCGUCGGCGCAGCUGUCCCCGACGUUCUACGACGCGUCGUGCCCCGGGGCGCUGGCCACCAUCAAGAGCGGCGUGGCGGCCGCCGUGAGCAGCGACCCCCGCAUGGCCGCGUCGCUGCUCCGGCUGCACUUCCACGACUGCUUCGUCCAAGGCUGCGACGCGUCCGUUCUGCUGGCCGGCAACGAGCGGAACGCAUUCGGGAACGUGGGAUCACUGCGGGGCUUCGACGUCAUCGACAAAAUCAAGGCGACUGUGGAGCAGUCGUGCAAGCGCAUCGUCUCCUGCGCCGACAUCCUCGCCGUCGCCGCUCGCGAUUCCGUCGUCGCGGUGGGAGGGCCGUCGUGGACGGUCUCUCUGGGGAGGAGGGACUCCGACACGGCUAGCGAGGCAUUGGCCAACCGCGACCUGCCUGCCCCAUCGCUCGCCGUCACCGACCUCAUCACCCGCUUUGCCGCGAAGGGGCUCAACCUCACUGAUAUGGUCGCCCUCUCUGGUGCGCACACCAUUGGGCAGGCGCAGUGCAAGAACUUCAGGACCAGGCUCUACAACGAGGCCAACAUUGACCCGGACUUUGCGAUGUUGCGCAACGCCAGCUGCCCUCAGGCUACCGGCUCUGGCGACGGCAAUCUGGCCCCGCUGGACACGACGACCCCGAACAUGUUUGACAACACCUACUUCCUCAACCUCCAACUCAACAAGGGGCUCCUGCACUCCGACCAGGUGCUCUACACCCUUGUCGGCGGUGCCACCGAAGACAUCGUUGACGGCUUCGCAUCUAACCAGGAUGCGUUCAACAACGUCUUUGCCGCGGCCAUGGUGAAGAUGGGAAACAUCAGCCCCUUGAUUUUCCCACAGGGUCAGGUUAGGCGCAUUUGCUCCAAGGCGACCUAA